Molecule: messenger RNA, 1962 nt
Organism: Salvia splendens (bonfire salvia)
Lineage: Eukaryota; Viridiplantae; Streptophyta; Magnoliopsida; Lamiales; Lamiaceae
Product: jasmonoyl--L-amino acid synthetase JAR6
Exons: 5
Coding region: 112-1833 (573 amino acids)
Cellular component (GO): cytoplasm
Molecular function (GO): acid-amino acid ligase activity
Source: RefSeq, a predicted model, not a curated record
GCAUAUCCAAACAACCUAAAAUUUCAGCUAACAUAUUACUUAAAUUGCUUAAGUGAGAGAAAGCUUCCUGUCUCUGCAAAACCAACUCCAUCAUAUCCACUAUAUAGAAAAAUGUUGGAGAAAAUGCAAGAAAGAGUAGAGGUUGAGGAGGUUGUGGAAGAAUUCGAGUUGUUAACAAAAGAUGCAGGGAGAGUUCAGAGGGAAACGCUGAAGAAAAUCUUGGAGCAAAAUGGUGCAACUGAGUAUCUCUCCCAAUGGGGUCUUAACGAAAGAACUGAUCCAGACACCUACAGGGCUUGUGUCCCCGUUGUCACUCAUGCCGAUAUCGAGCCCUAUAUUCGACGGAUUGCCGAUGCCGGAAUCCUUCAUAACUCAUCCAUCAUCACCGCCAAACCCAUCCCCGCCAUGUCCUUGAGUUCGGGCACUACUCAAGGGAAGCCAAAGUACCUACCCUUCAACGAUGAUUUGGUCGAGAACACCGUGCAAGUUUAUAAGACCUCAUUUGCCUUCAGAAACAGAGAAUACCCAAUCGACAACGGAAAAGCGCUACAAUUCAUCUACAGCAGCAAGCAGUUCACCACCAAAGGCGGCCUCCGAGCCGGCACCGCCACCACUCACCUCUUCAGCAGCCCCGAUUUCAAACAGACGCUGCGAGCGACGCAGCGCCCGUGCUGCAGCCCCGACGAGGUCAUCUUCGGCUGCAACUACCAUCACUCCUUAUACUGCCACCUACUCUGCGGCCUCCUCCACAGCGACCACAUCCAGCUCAUCUCCUCCACCUUCGCCCACAGCAUCGUCCACGCUUUCCGCACCUUCGAGCACAUCUGGCACCACCUCGUCGCCGACAUCCGCCGCGGCUCCCUAAGCAGCCGCAUCACCUCCACCCCGAUCCAAUCCGCCAUGGCGAAGCUCCUCCUCCAGCCCGACCCUAAUCUCGCCGACGCCAUCAACCAAAAAUGCCUAACCCUCAGCAAUUGGUACGGAUUGAUCCCGGCGCUCUUCCCUAAUGUGAAGUAUAUCUACGGCAUCAUGACCGGCUCCAUGGAGCCCUACAUUAACAAGCUCCGGCACUACGCCGGAGAAAUCCCAUUAGUGAGCGCCGAUUACGGAGCUUCUGAGGGUUGGAUCGGAGUGAAUGUGAACCCUAAGUCGCCGCCGGAGGAGGCAACAUUUGCGGUGGUUCCGAACGUCGGCUAUUUCGAAUUCAUCCCGUUGGAUUCAGGCGGAGAAGCGGUGGGGCUGACGGAGGUGGAGAUCGGGAAGGAGUACGAGGUGGUGACGACGAGCUUCGCAGGAUUGUACCGUUACAAGCUGGGCGACGUGGUGAGGGUGGAGGGGUUCCGCAACGGGACUCCGGAGGUGAGAUUCGUGUGCCGGAGGAACGUGGUGCUCAGCAUAAACCUCGACAAGAACACGGAGAGGGAUCUGCAGGUGUCAGUGGAGGCGGCAGCAAAGGUGGCGGCAGCGGAGAAGGUGGAGGUGGUGGACUACACGAGCUGCGUGGAGGCGUCGACGGAGCCGGCGAGAUACGUGGUGUUCUGGGAGAUGAGCGGAGGGGCGAGCGAGGAGGUGGUGGAGGAGUGUUGCAAUUGCUUGGAUCGGUCGUUCGUGGACGCGGGGUAUGUGAGCAUGCGGAGGAUAAAUGGGAUUGGGGCACUGGAGCUCAGGAUAUUGAAGCGGGGAACAUUCCAGAAGGUAAUGGAUCACUUUGUGGGAAUGGGAGGAGCGGUCAGCCAGUUCAAGACUCCGCGUUGCGUUGGCCCUGCUAAUGGGAAGCUCAUGCAGAUAUUGGCGGCCAAUGUUGUCAAGACUUGUUUCAGCACUGCCUAUUGAUUUUCACUUACACUAUGUUUAGUGUGCAUGUCCUUGUUAAAUUUUGUGUUUGUGUUCGUAGAUGUAUGUCAUGGAAGUUUCACCUUUCGGAUUUAAAUAUAAAAUUAAAAUUAAAAUUGUUUUGACGCA